Molecule: messenger RNA, 1050 nt
Organism: Peniophora sp. CBMAI 1063
Lineage: Eukaryota; Fungi; Basidiomycota; Agaricomycetes; Russulales; Peniophoraceae
Source: the annotation of a GenBank genome assembly
AUGUCGAAUACGACGGCGGCCACUAAUGUCAUCCCGGACAUGACACUUAUAGUGGGACCCGUCUAUAUAGGGGCCCUGAUAGGCUACCUCUUCUUCGGAAUCUCCUGUGUGCAGCUUUAUAUAUACUACGUCUCGUUCUCCAAAGAGAACCGGUGGAUCGUAGGCUCAGUUUACGGAGUAUUUCUGGUGGAUCUCGUCCAUAGCGUUGUUGUCGCCGCCAGGGGGUGGAGAUUUGCCGUUGCGGGAUGGGGACGCCCAGAACUCAUCGAGUUCCCUGGCUGGACGUUCAUCGUCGUCCCCGGUGUAUCCAGCCUGGUUGCCGCAUGGGUUCAAACAUUCUAUGCUUGGCGCAUCUACCGAUUCGGAGCCUGGAGGAUCAUACCAGCCACCAUCAUUUUCUUUGCUUUGGCGCAAACCGGAGCUGCAUGGGGCAUAGGAAUCCAGUACGCCUUCAUGCAGGAUGCAAGUUCGCUACAUCUUCCCUCUAUGUUCGCCCGCACUAUCAUCUGGCUGGGCGGUGGUUCCAUCGCGGACCUGUUGAUUAUGUGUUCAAUGGUCAAGCUGCUCAUGGGUGCCCGUAACCGCGAUAACGGCAUCAUGAAGACGGAACUGCUCAUCAAUAGGCUCAUCCGGCUGACAGUCGAGACAGGAUUCGCGUGUGUCUUGACCGCAAUCACCGAGUUAAUCAUCUUCUUGUCUCUACCAAACAACAACAUGCACCUCUUCUUCUCCUUCCUAUUGAGCAAAGUAUACGCCGUCACCUUGAUGGUGAAUCUGAACUCGCGGAGGACCAGGCUCUGGAACAGAUCAGCCACGGACGAUCCGAUGACGAUGCCAACGAGCACCUCCAUGUCAGGAUUUGAACCUCGUACGCCCCGGCAGCACACAGUGGUGCACGUCACCUCGCAAGUUGAGCGAGUCGGACCUGACAGCAUGGAUGACAUGCACAAGGCGCGCUCUCAGGAUGACGACGAUAUGGAGUUGCAUCCGACGCAGAAGUACCCUCGUACGGAAAUCAACUUCGCACAUCCGAUGCCAACCCGCGACUGA